Molecule: messenger RNA, 1422 nt
Organism: Theobroma umbraticum
Lineage: Eukaryota; Viridiplantae; Streptophyta; Magnoliopsida; Malvales; Malvaceae
Product: 2-oxoglutarate (2OG) and Fe(II)-dependent oxygenase superfamily protein
Source: RefSeq, a predicted model, not a curated record
AAACAUUCCCGCUUGUUCUCCGUCGACGCCCAACCAUAGAUUUUGCCACCGGAUUACGUGUUGAAGCAUGUCUUGCUCUUCCUCCUCCCAAACCUCUUUCCCAACUCUCCGGACCGUUACAAUAUCUUAUUCUGAACUCACGGACAAGGAUGCUGACCUGUCAAUGAAAAUUGAAGAAGGAUUUGGACCGAAUGGACUGGGAAUUCUAUCAAUCACAGAUGUUCCAGGAUUUGCUACAUUACGUCGAAAUCUUCUGGACCUUGCACCUAGAUUAGCUAGCCUGCCUGAAGAAGUGAAGAAGGAACUUGAGGAUCCUCAGAGUAGGUACAGCUUUGGAUGGAGUCAUGGGAAAGAGCAGAUUGAAUCUGGGAAACAAGAUCUGCUGAAAGGUUCAUUCUAUGCAAAUCCACUAAUUGAUGUGCCAACAACUGAUGCAUACUUGAUUGAGAGGUAUCCAUCAUAUUGUGGAGCAAAUAUAUGGCCUCAGGCUGCAUUGCCAGAACUUGAAGUGGCUUUCAAAACUCUGGGAAAGCUGAUCUUUGAUGUUGGUUUGAUGGUCAUUUAUCACUGUGAUCAAUAUGUAUCUAGGGCGAUGAAAAUGCAAAAGGAUGAAGGCCUUAAAGAAGUACUUCUUCGCUCUCGCUGUCACAAAGGCCGUUUGCUUUAUUACUUUCCUGCACACUUGAGUGAUCAUAAAAAAGAUGGUGACUCCACUUCAUCUUGGUGUGGAUGGCAUACAGACUAUGCCUCACUGACAGGUCUGACUUGUGGCAUGUUUAAGAGGGGUGGUGUAGAAGUAGCUUUCCCUGAUAGUGCUGCUGGCCUUUAUAUAAGAACACGGACAGGUGAAAUUGUCAAAGAAGCAUGGGAGGAGGACAAAUAUUAUGGGACAAAACUAGAAAUUUCCGUAUUUAUACUGCAGAAGGCCAUUUUUGGAGAAGAUGAAAUAGCAUACCAAAUUGGUGAGACUACUGAAAUUCUUUCUCGAGGUUAUCUUUGUGCAACACCUCACUGUGUUCGGGCACCAAAAGGAGAGGAGGCUUCUGGUGUUGACCGAUCAACAUUUGCAUUAUUUUUGCAACCCGAUUGGGAUGAAAAGCUCAACUUUCCUGAGGAGGUUCAUAUUCAUAAAGAGCUGAUACCAUCAAAGGGCACUCUUACUUUUGGGGAGUAUUCUGAGGUGCUCCUGGACAAAUAUUACAAGAAAAUAUGAAAACCCUGUAUACUCUCUUCUACCAGCUUUAAUCUUUAUUGUAUCUCCUAAUGCUAGGUAGACUUAAUAAGAACAAUAAUCCAGAAAGCUUCAUCCUCAUUUCAUAAAAACGAAACAACUCAGUGGCUCUCUGGUGCAAUUCCAUGUUGAUUUUUAUCAACCAAUAAAAUUAAAUAGGUAAUGGUUGACCACGGUCAUUUUUCUUCGUC